Molecule: messenger RNA, 3609 nt
Organism: Sorghum bicolor (sorghum)
Lineage: Eukaryota; Viridiplantae; Streptophyta; Magnoliopsida; Poales; Poaceae
Product: protein CHUP1, chloroplastic
Exons: 9
Coding region: 101-3295 (1064 amino acids)
Biological process (GO): chloroplast organization
Cellular component (GO): chloroplast outer membrane
Source: RefSeq, a predicted model, not a curated record
UCUAACUCCACUUCACCUUUUCUUGUUCUUGAUGAGUAGAGGCUCCCCGUCUCGGCCGUCCUGCCGGUUGAGGCCGGCAGAGUGAUGAGUGAACGGAGUCAUGCUUGUGAGAUUAGGCUUUGUCGUUGUAGCCUCUGUCGCAGCUUUAACUCUUCAGAGAGCUAACAAUGGGGGCAGGCACAACAAGGACAAUGACCAAGCAAGGAAAAGGGAGGAUAAGGCUCGCAAUUCUGAACAUGGGGAGAGAGAAGAAGAGGAUGGGGAGAAAGAAGAGGAGGAAGAGGUCAAAACAAUCAGUGGCAUAAUUAACUCAGCCCGUUCACUAGACGAUGACGAUGAUGAUAUGCUUUCCGAGAUCGAGAGCCUCCUGUCAGGAGACAUUGACAUCCCUAUACCACGUGAUCGGUUUGAUGUCAAUGGACGGCCACGGUACAAUGCUUACAUGGCUAACGAGGCCUCUGAGAUAGAGAGACUGCGCAGCCUGGUGAGAGAGAUGGAAGAAAGGGAGGCAAAGCUUGAGGGCGAGCUUGCUUACAUGGCUAACGAGGCCUCUGAGAUAGAGAGACUGCGCAGCCUGGUGAGAGAGAUGGAAGAGAGGGAGGCAAAGCUUGAGGGCGAGCUUGCUUACAUGGCUAACAAGGCCUCUGAGAUAGAGAGACUGCGCAGCCUGGUGAGGGAGAUGGAAGAGAGGGAGGCAAAGCUUGAGGGCCAGCUUGCUUACAUGGCUAAUGAGGCCUCUGAGAUAGAGAGGCUGCGCAGCCUGGUGAUGGAGAUGGAAGAGAGGGAGGCAAAGCUUGAGGGCGAGCUUUCUUACAUGGCUAACGUGGCCUCUGAGAUAGAGAGACUGCGCAGCCUGGUGAGGGAGAUGGAAGAGAGGGAGGCGAAGCUUGAGGGCGAGCUGCUGGAGUACUAUGGAAUGAAGGAAAUGGAGACUGAUGUCACUGAGCUGCAAAAGCAGCUCAAGAUCAAGGCAGUGGAGAUCAACAUGCUCAACGACACCAUAAACUCACUGCAGGAGGAGCGGAAGAAACUGCAAGAUGACGUUGCACGUGGAGAAGUUGCCAAGAAAGAGCUCGAAGUGGCUAGGAGCAAGAUAAAGGAGCUGCAGCGGCAGAUACAGCUGGAAGCAGGCCAGACAAAAGGUCAGCUGAUGCUGCUGAAACAGCAGGUCAUCGGAUUGAAGGCCAAGGAGGAAGAGGCGGCAAAAAAGGAAGUCGAGGUUGAGCGGAAGCUGAAGAAGCUCAAGGAGUUCGAAGUGGAGGUACUUGAGCUAAGAAGGAAGAACAAGGAGUUGUUGUACGAGAAGAGAGAUCUCAUUGUGAAGUUGGAUGCAGCUGAAGGGAAAAUAACUGAGAGUGAUGUAGUUGCCAAUGCAAGGGAAGAGAUAAACAAGCUGAGGCAUACAAAUGAGGACCUCACAAAGCAAGUGGAAGGCCUACAGAUGAACAGGUUCAGUGAAGUAGAGGAGUUGGUAUACCUGCGCUGGGUCAAUGCCUGUCUGAGAUUCGAACUCCGCAACUAUCAGACUCCAUCAGGGAAGGUGUCUGCACGUGAUCUUAACAGGACACUGAGCCCCAAAUCACAGGAGAGGGCUAAACAACUGAUGUUGGAGUAUGCAGGAUCUGAACGGGGUCACGGUGACACAGACCUUGAGAGUGUUUCUUCAAUGCCUUCUUCACCUGGAAGCGAAGACUUUGACAACAUUUCAAUUGACAGUUCUUCCAGCAGAUACAGUUUCCUAAGCAAAAGGUCCAAUCUGAUGCAAAAAAUCAAAAAGUGGGGAAGGAGCAAGGAUGACAGCAGUGGUUUAGCCUCCCCAAUCAGUGGUUCUCCACUGAGGAAACCAAAGGGCCCCCUCGAAGCUCUCAUGCUAAAAAAUGCUGGAGAUGGUACAGCCAUAACAACAUAUGGAAAGAGGGAUCCCAAUGAUGUCUUGGACGAUGAAAAUGUUGCGUCCUCAUUCCAACUGAUGUCCAAGACAGUCGAAGGUUUUGCUGAUGAGAAGUAUCCCGCUUACAAAGAUAGGCACAAACUUGCAACUGAACGGGAGAAGGUGAUAAAAGAGAAGGCUGGGCAAGCAAGAGCACAAAGGUUUGGUGGUGGACACAGUUCAGCUCUUAUUUCCUCUCCUAAAGGUGCACUCCCUCCGAAACUUGCUCAAAUUAAGGAGAGAUCCCCUGCAGCUAAUGCUGAAUCCAGUGAGCAAUCCAGUGACAACCAAAACAACACCCUGGUGGUGAGCCAGAUGAAGCUUGCCAACAUUGAGAAGAGAGCAACAAGAGUUCCCAGACCACCUCCCCCUCGAUCAACCACUGCUUCAGGGGCUACUAAUACUGCAAGUGGAGCACAAACGCCACGUGCACCAGGUGCACCUCCUCCUCCUCCUCCACCUCCAGGGAAAGCUGGUGGCCCACCACCACCGCCGCCACCUCCAGGUGCUCUACCAAGGAACCUUGGUGGGGGUGACAAGGUACACCGUGCACCGGAGAUUGUGGAGUUCUAUCAAAGUCUCAUGAAGCGUGAAGCAAAAAGAGAGACAUCUUUAGGAUCAAUGUCAUCCAAUGUUUCUGAUGCCAGGAGUAACAUGAUUGGAGAGAUUGAGAACAGAUCAACCUUUCUCUUAGCUGUAAAAGCUGAUGUGGAGACACAAGGAGAAUUUGUUGAGUCUCUAGCAAAUGAGGUCCGAGCAGCAAGCUUUGUAAAUAUUGAUGAUGUUGUUGCAUUUGUAAAUUGGUUGGAUGAGGAGUUAUCUUUCUUGGUUGAUGAGCGAGCAGUGCUAAAGCAUUUUGAUUGGCCAGAGAGCAAAACAGAUGCAAUAAGAGAAGCAGCUUUUGAGUACCACGAUCUGAUGAAGUUACAGAGCAAGGUUUCAUCCUUUACCGAUGAUCCACAACUUGCAUGUGAAGAAGCUCUCAAGAAGAUGUAUUCUUUGCUUGAAAAAGUGGAGCAGAGUGUCUAUGCACUACUCCGUACAAGAGACAUGACCGUCUCACGCUACAAGGAGUAUGGGAUCCCAUUUGACUGGCUGUCUGAUUCUGGAGUAGUUGGCAAGAUCAAAUUGGCAUCUGUUCAGCUUGCAAACAAGUAUAUGAAGAGGGUUGCCUCAGAACUUGACGCAUUGGAAGGCACUGAGAAAGAGCCCAAUAGAGAGUUUUUGCUUCUCCAGGGUGUGAGGUUUGCUUUCCGGGUUCAUCAGUUUGCUGGGGGCUUUGAUGCAGAAAGCAUGAAAGCUUUUGAAGAGCUAAGAAGCAAAAUGACCACACAGUCAUCUGCUCCACAGAUAUCUGAAGGCUGAAGCAUAAGUUGAACACAGGAUUCAGCAUACAUCUGCUCUUACUUGCUGGAGACUGAUUUUUGGUUGUGUAGCUAAAGUGUACAAAAGAGAAGUUUAAAUUCCGGUGUUGUGUCAAGCAAGUUGUAUAUGCUAAGAGAAUGUACAAGUUAUCAGGUUCUGUGCAUACAUAUAACAGUUUUGCAUAGUUAUGUAGCUUAAGUUAUCAGCAAGUUGUAUAUGUUAUACCUAUACCUUUUCUUUUUUAAAGGCUGUAACUGUAAACAGGCAGUUCCAGAAAAUGAAGCACAUUAGAUGCAUAGUUUUGCAACUGCUUC